Messenger RNA from Macrobrachium nipponense, 12009 nucleotides. Its product is annotated as mucin-2-like. Lineage: Eukaryota; Metazoa; Arthropoda; Malacostraca; Decapoda; Palaemonidae. The record is from RefSeq and is a predicted model, not a curated record. Bases 404 to 5314 code for a protein of 1636 amino acids. The transcript is spliced from 11 exons.
AAAAUAUUUUUCAUCUUUUAUAUUUGUUGACUUGGGUAUACAGACCAAUCAGACUCGGAUUUCCGUCACUUGCUCGUCCGGUCACACUAAGCGUAUUAUAUUUUCAAAAAUGUUAAAUCAGCGUUACCUUUGAUGGAAAUAUUUUUAAUUUGGCACAAUUCAUAUGAAAGAAUUAUUCCUAGGCAAGCCAUUGUACCUUUAAAGGCUAAGUAUGCGUAUUCUAGUCAUGGCUAACAUUAUUCUAGGAACACCCGGGAAUGAUUAACUAAUCCGGAAGUAGCCCAGCCCAGAUGUGAACUACAGCAGAAUAUAUGAGCCAUUGCUGUAAUCAUCUCAAGCAUGGUCCUAGUAGGAAUAAUAACUUCCUUAUAUUCCAUGAUCCAAAUGAACUAAUUGGCAGGUGAUGGUAGGUGUAGGAAUAAAAAGGCCAAUAUGGGCCCUCGGAGGGGCUUACUCCCCUCCUAACACUGCUGUCCAUUCUCCCUCCCUGCUAGAUGUUCUUGGAGGGGAGCCUGGUGGUCCUAUAGAUGGUGCAUCACUAACUGUAGCUUUAGAUGUGAUCCAAGCAUGGGCAGUUCUUAUUACCAUUGGCUUCACAAUAGUGCUGUUUAUCUUCUUGGCAUUCUGUGUUUGUGCUAAGAAGGAUGAUGGGUACGAUGAGUAUGAAUUGUCCCAGGGAAUUACUACUGUUAAAGUCUGUCAUGAUGGAGGAGAAAAUGGUUUAGGGAGCUAUCCACGGAUCAAUGGGUCAAAUACACCAAGAGGCAGUGAUGAAGCUUCAGAGGCAUCAAGCAGGUGCACUCUGAAGCGAGAAUUACCUGCUAUCCCUCUGAGUGCUCAGCCUGAUCCGGCAGCUUCUGAAUGUAAAGUCGAACGUACUCAGUCACAACAUUCUUCAGAUCUUUAUGCAGCUGUUGGAGAUGUUAAUGAUGGAACUGGUGCAGCUAAGGUCAUUGGUGGGGUCCAGGUCCUUCCUGCUAAUGCCAUAGGUCAGGGUGGACGGGCUGCUGUAAUAAGAGAUGCAUCGAUUACGUCCCCCACCAGCCCUACUAGUCCACCCACAAGUGAUGCUAGUGCUGCUGCUGCUCAUCCAUAUGCCAAAGUGAAGAAGAAUCAUCCUUAUGCUCAUGUGAAGCUACCAAAGAAGGAUCAUCCAUAUGCGAAAGUGGUCCGAGACGAUUCUGAGGAUCCAGAAACCGAUACCGAUAAUUACGAUGACCCCAAAGCUAUUACCAAAGAUAAAGGUGCUGGAUGGAAGGGAGAAAGUACCUAUGAACCAGCACCACCUGUCCCCGAAAAACGAUUUGACAUAGAAGAGGAGUCUACUCAAGGAGCAACCCCUGCUGAAAGUGGACUUAUGUCUACCUCUGUGACCUCAGCAUCAUCAGCUAAGGGACCAUCAUCUCCAAGGUCACCCCAUCUCACCACCCGAUCUUCCAUAACUCCAGGCUCAGAGCCGUCACCAACAUCCCCACAUGGUGCAGGAACAGCUGCUGACAGACCUCCAUCAGCAGAAAUCCCAGCAGCCAUGGCUAUCUCAGGACGAACUCCAGCAAAUGAAGAGCUGCCUUAUAUGACACCACCACUUCUUCAUGCAGGGAUUGAGUUACCCCAGCAGCAAAAUUUCAGUGGUGAUUCUCAAGAUUCUCGGGGCUAUACAAGUAUAAGUGUCCGAGAACCUUUAGCUGCCUUGAAAGCUCAAACUGCAGGUACUGCUGCAAGUCAGUCAUCACAAGCAACCCAGCCUAUGGAAGGAGAAGGAUACUACAUGACUGUCUCUGAUGACUCAGCUGAUGAAAUGUAUGCAUGCAUUUAUGAGGGUACAAGAGGAGUUGGCAGUGAAACAUAUGCACAGAUAGAGCCUAGAUCAACACCUCCACCACCUCCACCUCAAAUGCCUAGUCCUCCCCAUGCUCCAUCUACCCCUUCACCACUCUCGGCAAGAGGUGGUUCUCAACCUCCACCAGCUCCACCAAGUGUAGAUAGCCUGCGUCAUGUUGUACAUUCCAGGCAAGCAUCUUCAAGUAGUGCUGCAAGUACUGUCAUGGGAAGUCCAGGAGCAGAAAAGAGAGGGACUCGCUCUCCUUUACCACCCCUUCCACAGGGUGAUAACAGUCUGUAUUCAGCCCCUUCCCCACAGCCUCCUCAUUCUCCUCCACGCAGUGUGCCUCCUGCUGAACGACCUACACAACGAGCCCUUGAAGAAAUGUAUGCUAAGGUCAUGAAAAAGCAACGACCUGGGCAUAGUCGGGGUAAUAGCUCUGGCGGAGGUGAAAGUGACAAUGGAAGUGAGAGCUCUUCACGAAGAGGAUCUGUUGAUAUAGGAGGUGGUCGAUGGGGUUCUCAUCACUCCACACCCCCUACGACUCCACGUCAGUCUGUGGAUCUUGGAGCAAUGACCCAUAGUCUCAUAGAGACAAGAAAUAAUGAUACAUCGAAGUCCAUUAGCAGAGCAAAAUCGUAUGAAACAGCAAGUAUUUGGAGUGGAACUUCACAACAAUCACAACCUCUACCAAAGCCAAAUCCAAACUACGAAACAAUACCUCAGCAUCCUGGUAAUUUUUAUUCGGGAGGUUCUGACCCCGGUUAUGAAACUGUUAAAAAUUCUGAACCACCCUAUGCAAGUGUAGAACGCCCUGAAGAAAACUAUCCAGGUUACGAAACAGUGAAACCUACUUCUGAUAUAGAGUCAGAACCUGGAUAUGAAACUUUGAAACAUCGAGAAUAUGAGCCUGGUUAUGAAACAGUAACUGGAGAAGCCAAGCAAACAGCAUCUGAGCCUGGGUAUGAGACAGUUGCUAGUAAGACAACCCAAGAAGAUGAUGAACCUGGGUAUGAGACAGUUGCACAUCAGACAGAAGCUGCUGAUCCAGGUUAUGAAACAGUAAAAGGAAAGUCUACAAGUGAGUUUGGGGAUCCUGGUUAUGAAGAGCUAAAGAGCACAGUCCACCAUAUAAGAACUACCUCGGAACAUGAUCCAAACUAUGAGCAAUUGAAAUUUACCAGUCGGCGCUCAAGUGAUGGGGAUGCUGAACCAGGUUAUGAAGUUGUUAAAAAAGUUGAAACGGAAAGUACCUAUGAAUCUGUUCGUGAUUAUGACAUACCAGAAAAAUAUCCUCCCUAUGAAAAGAUUGAUAAAACUGAGAAGUCUGAAGCUCAGCAGACUCCAGUUUAUGCAAGUGUAGUACGAAAGGGAAGUAAAAGUCCUGACAAGAAAUCACCAAGCAAAGAAAGCCCAGAUGCAGAUAAAGAUACUGGGGCAACUGGCCUGUUAGAGAGUGACCUAGAUAAUCUUCCUCCUUUAGAACCAAAAGGUGAAUUAAUAACAAUUGAAACUCGGAAUGAAAACCAGAAUAUAUCAGUGACUACUCGUGUUAAAACUCCUUCUCCUGUAAAGAGUCCAUCUCCUCCAUUGAAGAGUCCAUCUCCUCCAUUGAAAGAGAGUCCAGUUUCAAGUCCGGAGAAAGUAUUACCCCCAGAAGUACCAGAAGUAAAAAGCCCAGAGAAAAGCCCUCCAGCUAUGGUGAAAGCAGAGGAGAAAGGAUCACCAACCUUGGAUAGAAGUCCUGAUAGUGAAUCUCCAUGUCUUACAAAGAGUCCCGAUUCUAUGUCUGAAAUGAGUCCAGAAAAAGAAGAGGUACCUUUUGGUAUUCCACCAGAUACACAGAGGAAGUCACCUUCACCACCACUUCAUGAAGAUGAUAGUCUUGCAAAGGAUUCCUUACAAGGAAAAAGUGUCAAGAAGGAUUCUUCCCCUGAAAAAGCCCCAGAGAGUGUAUUUGUAUUACCUGAAAAGGGAUCCCCUCCUUCCAUGAAAUUAUUUGAAAAAGAGUCUCCAACCAUCUUAGUUACAAUGGAAAAGGAUCCUUCUAUAGAUCAAGAUUCAUCAAUGAUUGCAGACAGCCCAGAAAAAGAGACCCCACCUGAAGUUGCAAGUGCCGAUAAGGAAACCACUGAAAAAGUUGUCUGUGACGUUGAAGACAAAGAAUCUGUGUCCAAAGAUAGAGAUAGCCUUGAUGAAACAUCAUCAGGUACAACAGGAAGUCCAGAUAAAAUGCCCUCCUCACCCCUAGACAGCAGUCCAGUCAUUGAAGAACAACCUGUAGGAAAAUCCUUGCUUGAAGAAUUACAAGAGUCCACAGAAACCAUAGAGACAUUUUCACAGCCAUUACCUCCAGCACCUGAUUCUAAAGAGAUGGAGGAGCAGUCUUCCUCAUUCCAAGAGAAUCCCUCUUUACCACCUCCUUUACUUAUUCAAGAUGAACCUCAUCCAAUCUCUUCAUCUAUAGAUGAAUGUGCAGUUAGGGAGAACUUACCCUCUCCACCUCCAUCACAGAGUCCACAGAGGUCAUCCUCUCCUACAACUGUUGAUCAUUUUGGUAGUGAACCUCCAUUGCCUUUGCCAGAAACACACGCUCAACCAACGGAAACAGUAAAUCCACUAUAUGUCACUGAUAAUGGUAUUCCUCCCAUAGAGCCAUCUGCAAUCAAUGAAAAUGCAGCUGAUGAAGGGGAAUCUCAUGUCUCGCUUUGUGGAGAGUUACCCCCACCACCACCACCAAUGGAAGUAGAUGAUACAACUUUUCCUAAUGACCUACCACCACCAUUACCUGAAAUUGCACCUUUAGUAAAUACUCUUCCUGAAGAUACCCCUCCACCUUUAGUUCCUCCAGCAGAUGUGGAAGGAUUGGAUGAUAUGUUAACUUUAGCCAACAUGGGGUCCUCAUCUUCAGGAAGUACAGCCGUUCAACUUGGCAGUGCUCAUGGCAGUUCUGAAAAAGAUUCAGAGUCACCUCAAGACAAUGAAGGGAAUCAGAUGGAGGUAGUCUCAGUUAUAGAUGAUUUGCCACCCCCACCUCCACCUUCUGAUGAACCAGAAGCUGAACAAGACUCGGAUGAGGAAUUGGAUAACUCAGUUUCCUCUGGAUAUGAGCUUGGCUUCACUGCAGGUGGUAUAACUGUUACUGUUAAUCCAAUGGCUGAUGUGACUGAGAAGUCAGAAUCUCCUGACCCCAUCCCACCACCUCCAGUUAGUGAGCCAAGUCAAGUGGUGCCACCUUCACCUAUAGCAGUUAGUGCUAUAAUUAGCAGCAGUACUGGUAGCCAGAGUAGUAGUAGUGGAUCAGGUAGUCAGGACACAGGAAGUGGCAGUAUUGAAAGUGUAGUAACUGUAGAAUGUGCUCCCCCUCCACCUCCUGGAGAUGUAAGUGGAGGAGGCAGCGAGGGAAUUUCAGAAAGUCAGCAUUACUCAGAAUCCCCCUCAAGUCCUGAAAGUCGACCCUUAGACCCUCACGAACAGAUCACUGAAGUUUGAAAUACUGCCUUAUAGAAUAUCAUUGAAAAUUAUGCAGACAAAUUGUGAGAAGUUAUAAUCAGUGGAGUUUGGAUUUGAAUACCAGCUGUUUGAUUUUUGAUAACAGCUGCAUGGAUUUGAAUGCCAGCUGCCACAGAUGUGAUUUUAUGCUGUUGCUCAGGUUGUUUUUAGAAUGACCAAACUGCCUAAAUCACUAAAGGCACUUUUAUUAUUAUCAUUAUUGUCAGUUCUUUUCACUAGCUACAGCUAUUAUAUUGAAGUGGCAAAUUAGUAUUUGAUAGUUAUUGUCGCCAUAGACAGCUAAGUGGACCAUCUCAAUAAGGCAACACUACAUGUUGACUUCUUUGGUAGCUGUUGGCUGUGACAUUAUUAACGUACUGUAUCGUAGAACCCUAUUAGGAAGGUAUAGGGUACUCUCCUUGAUACCGUAGAUUAAGGCUUACAUGUGGAAUUAUUGAAGGUUAGGGUAUUUUGAUAAAGGUAUAACAUUUUCAAAGUUGUAUUAACUAGUUUUCAAGCUGUUACACUCAACAUCUUUUACCAAGCAAUGGACAGAAAUGGUAUUUGUAGUUAGUUUUCAAAAGUGUCAUCAUUUAUUUGUAAUUCCAAAAAAACAUUCAUGGUUAGAGAGAAAUAAGUUGUUCCAUUUUUACCAUUUGCAUGAGGUGAUUUUGUAUAUAUAUAUUUUUUAUUUAUAUUACUUUAAGUGAUAAAAAUAAUCUGGUAAAAUCAGAUGUGCAAAAAGGGAAGGGGUAGGGUUUGUGACACAAGUUGCAGUCGAGAAGUUAUUUACUGUAACUAGGUCAAUACCCUGAGAUCAGUAUUGAAAUAAGAAUUUGCAGUGUGCUGCCAAAGUUCCUGUGUUUGUGUGACAGGCAGGAUUGAAUAAGCUUUAUAAACGAAGAUGUGUUUGGUACAUGUUACAGUAAGUUAUGUUUAUUGUACUUGUAGCUGGUAGAUCAUUGCACUCACUUGUGUGCUGAAUAAUUGGUCAGUUUCCUCUCAUCACACCAGGAUUUUUUUUAACUGUAGAUCUUUAGAUCUCAUUCUCCUGUGAAAAGGUCCAGUGAUUUCACGUCUGCGUAGAAGUUCAAAUACUUGUUGAAUUGCUUUGGAAUUUGAAUUUAGGUAACAUUUUUCACAGAGAAUGCCCAUCAGAUUGCAUUUUCUAUUUUGCAAUAACUUGUCUACACACUUCUUAGUGUUUUGUGGUUCACACAACUACAUCAGAAACAAUGUGAUUGAAGUAUUGAGUGUUUUGUGUGUAUGUGUGUGCACGUUCGAGUUUAUACAGAUUAUGAGCUUUUUUUAUAUCCCUGUCUUGAGAUAUUUUCAAUCUUAAAUCAAGAGUUAUUUGAUUGUGUUGGUUAUUUUUAGUUUUAGGUGAACAUUUUGUUAGGUCCAUUGAUGGUAGCUCAAAGUUAAGAUUUAAAUAAUUUACUUUUGAAUUUUUUAAAGUAAUUUGUGUAUGUAAAUGUAAAGCAUUGAAAGCUAUGAUUUUCAAAUAUGACUUCUAUUGUUACUGAGUCAUGUUGCUGUUCAUUUUUGAAUGUGAUUAUUAAUGAAGAAAUAUUUCAGUUAUGAAUGUUGGUCAUUUAUCUCAAGUAUGAUCAUCAUGAAUAUUAGAGUUCAGUGAAGCAUUUAAGGAAAUGUAUGCAGAGAAUAUAGGUAUAUAUUAUACAUGCUGUUAAUAUUAAAGCACCUAAACCACAUUUCAGUCCAGAUUUUUUUUUUUUUUUUUUUUUUUUUUUUUUUUUUUUUUUAUGACUUACAUGGCCAUUACUGGACAACAGAGUUGCUGGAGCUAAUGAACAGGUACUAAAGUUAUGAGGCUUCUUCAUAGUGAAAGUCAUAUAUACUGUAUACUUUCCUUGACAAUGGAAAGUGUCAGGGUUAUUGAACUGUUAAUAAAGUUACGAGGCUUCUUCGUAUUUAAAGUCAUAUAUACUGUAUAUUUUCCUUGACAAUGGAAAAGUGUCAGGGAUUGUGGAUAUUGAUUAAAUUAAAUGUUCCUUUUAUUGUGAAUAUACUGUUAGAAGAUACAGAAGCAUAAAACUCACUGGAAUGUGUAGUAAGGCUCUACAAUUCUUUUCUAAUCCAGCCCAAAAGUUUUGGAGCCACAGUUCAUUUGAGUUAGGCAAAAAUUUAAUACUAUUGUAGAAUAACUCGCAUAUAGUAUUUCUCAUGUUUAUUGUUUUUAAUGAUCUCAAGGUGCAAUUAUUCUUUAUGGAUGCAUUGCUGCAUAUUCAUGUAUGUACAUUUCCAUCUCUGAAAUGUAUAAGUAAGUACCUCAUGAACAAUCAAGACAUUUGUCUACCUUGAGUUCUGAGUUUCAGUAACUAAAACAUGGUAGAGUCUUGAGCAUGGAAAUAGGUUGUGGGCUAUAUGCCAAAGGGGGCAAAUAAAAACUCUUCCAAUUAAUAUUUAUUGAAGUGAGUUUUUUACUCGUGUAUCCAUGGUGUAUGCCUGUAUAGUAUAAAUAUCUUAGGGAUACUUGUACUUAGUGGUCACAUUUCACAGGUGAAUGUUCUUUUUCAAUGUAAUGCUAGUUCCUUUAAAUGAAAUUGAGAUAAAAAUUGCUUUGAAUUAAUGGCAUAUGUAAAAAAAAAAAAAAUGUCUUGAGUAUAAUUUUGAGUUAAUAAACAUGACAUGCCAGUGACAGAAAUUCAACUUGUUCAACUUUGUAUAUUUUCUUUUAUGAGAAUAUACUUCAAAUUUAACAUUAAUAAUUCUAUCCCAGCUUGACUGUAAUUUUUCCUUUGUAGUCCAUCAGAAUUUUAAGGCGUGGCAUGAAUGAAUACACGGACUAUGGCCUGGUAAUUGUAAAUUGGGAGAUUUCCAUUGUAUUGCUUGUAGUAGUUAGCCUGACUAUUCUUAUGCAAUCCAUUACCAUGUCGUUUUGAUGAACUAGAACUCUUAAAGAUUAUAUAUAAGGUUCAAUUGCCUACUGCAGCAAGGUUUUACGUUCGAUUUGACAAUCUCAUCAGGGAUUUCUGUACUUCACGGGAUCUUUUUAUAGUAAGUAGGAGUAUGUAUUGAAAGCAAAAACCAAAGAUCUCAAACUUUUAAUAAUAGUAUAUUUAUUAGUGGUUUGAUAAACACUUAUCACAUGGCUUUUCAAAUUUCAUGUACAGUUUCACCUCGUUAUACUGUAAACAUUAUCAUUUAGAAUAGUUUUCAUCAUUAUUGCAAGUCUUGUUUAUUCUGAUGGACACAAAAGGUUUUCAUUUCAGUUGCUUAAUAUAAUAAUUCAAAAGACCACCUGCUUCUGUGAAAUUGUCUAAGGUGAAGUACAGUGCAUUUCACUUCCUUAAAGUUUCACUGCAUUGUGAAGUAUGUGUGUGUGUGCCAAAGAUUAUGUGUUGUGAGAUGUUUUUAUUCAUUGGUGUACAGCAGUUUUUGGGUAUUAUCUACUUAUUAGAUCAUGCAUCUUUUUAAGAGCUUUACAAAAUUCAAGGUAUAUCUAAGUCAAUUAUUCAAAAUACAAACACUUUUAUUUAGAUUCAUUUCAAUGUUCUUAUUUUAUAAUUAUUGCUGUGGUUAUUUUAUAGUGAUUGGUCUUUACAAUGAUUUUAUUUUGUGUGCUAAACACACAUCAUUACAGUACCUGAAUAUAUGAUUUCCCUGCUCCUCCAGGACGAUGAUAUUAUUAGCUUGAUGUGUUUAUAAUAAAUUUUUUGUAUUACAUUGUGGAGUGGCUGUAAUCUGUGUCUACCUUGAGCGGUAAUGUCAUUGUUCUAUCCUUAUACAUUUUGUCAGCUUUAUAUUACCUAUAAUUAUAGUGGAAAUAGAGAUGAAGGUUGAGCUGCUUCCAUAACAAUUAAUUAUCAUCUUCCAUUUCUGUUAUUGUUGUUGUUGCCUUUCGUGGAUGAGCCAAAGCUUUGACGUCUCAAUAGAUUUUUUGUGAUAGGUUGUUGUACUUAUUGUUAUUUAUUUAGCACUUCAUCCUUUCAUAGUUUCAUUGCUGGUGCUAAAACACUGUGACUCUGUAAUGCUUGUAAAUAGCUGAAAGUCCCUUUAUCCAGUUAGUUGUCCUCUUUUCACUGAGGAUAUCUGACUGGUCCCAUAAUUGUAUGUUUUGUCAAUACUGUACUUUCAUCUUGAAAAGUUUAUUAUUGGUAUCGUUUCUUUUUAUCCGUUAUUACAGAUUUAGUUGUCUAUUAUUUAUAUUGUAUAUGUAAUCGCUGUUCUAACGUCUCAUUACUUUUAUCUGGUGUUAUUUUGCAUUUGGUUUGCAUCACUAAUCAAUACCCAUUUCGUACUUGCCACUUUACUUCGUUUGUUUAACUGUACUGUACUUAAUUUCAUGGGUAUAUGUGUGUGUGUCAUGCCAGACUUUAUGUGCAUGUGAUUUUUUAAUAAAUACUCCCAAGAUUAGGUAGGAAAAGUUAAAACAGAAACAAGCCUAUAGUUAAAACCACUGCCAAAUUAAUGACCAUUAGUAUUUCCUUUCUGUGUUUUUUCUGAUUAUAGUGUAAGAUAUUCAUUGAAAAAAUACCAUGAAUCUGCAUAUGCAUGUAGAAAUUAAUUAGAUACUAUACUGUGUAUUAGAAUGCAAUAUAGAUCAAUAGUGCCUUGUUAAAGGUUAAAGAAUUCUUUUUUCUUUGGUUUUCUUUCUUUUUCCAUUUUUUUACUUCUUGAUGUUGACUGUGUCUUACAAAGUUGUUUUCAUUGGCUAAUCUGUCAGUGAUAAUUUAGGUUUUAAGAUGGCUAAGGAAUGUUUUUGUUCUAACUGCCUUACAGGAAAGGGAGGAAGUAGAAACUCAUAUGAACUGUCUACACAAUAUCUUAUAUGCCUGUGUCUUCUUGUUUACUAUACAUGUAUUAAAUAUAUAUAUUCACCAUGAAUAGAUGGUGGUCACAAAUAGUCAGUUAAUUUAUAUUAUCAUUAUUAUUAUUAUUAUUAUUAUUAGAUCUUAGGUGUCAUGUUUUGAGCCUACAAUAUCAGUUUCUGUAGUCUAAAGAGUUGUCUGCAUAUACAUUUUCAUCAUUCAUAAAUCAAUAUUAUGAAUAUAUUAACUUUUCUUGGUUGUAAAAAAUAAAAAGUUCAUGUCCAGAAAUGUUGUGGGAACUGUGCUGCCAAGUUAGUUUUAAAAUUUAAUGAAGGGCAAUUGUUGUUUGAUCUGUCUGGACUAAGAAUGUUACUUGAUGAUGUGUUGACAUUUAGGUUGUUGAUGAGUAUGGCUGUUUAGUCUUCUAUGGCAUUUCUUUAUGUAUCAGUAUCUUGCAAUAGAUUCAAGUUUAGGCAGCAUAGGCUUUUUAGGCAGUUGUUCAGGUCCAUUUGUCUCGAAAAUUAUACAGUAAUUGUUUUUGUCCUUGUAAAUUUGGUACUGUGCAUUGUUUUUAGGAAACAAUUACUACUAAUACAACUCAAGAAUCUCGGGUAAGCAUUUGGUCAUUGCUGGACUCAGGUUGUGGUUUUAUACCAGUAGGACUCUAAAUCUUUGAUGCUUUUUUUCCUAAAUCAGUCUGUCACUUCAGAGGCAAGGAUAUAGUACUACCUUUACAGAUGUGAAAACAUGUUAGUGCAACAAGUGGUGGUUAUGACACAAGUCAUGAGUGUAAUUGUGUUCCCCUUAGUUUACUUUCAUAGGGUGUGCCAAGUAACAUAAUGCAUUUUUGGUGUUCUAUUACAGUUUUGGUGUUCUCUUAGUUACAGAAAAAGGAUUAAUAUUAAUGUAAGAUUAUAGUACAAACAUAUAGUAUGGCAUUUAUUCUUUUAAUGCUUGUACCUUAUAUUCUGCUAAAUAUGUUAGGCUGAGAUUUUUGCUAAUUUUCCCAUAUAAUAAGUCAUUACAAUAGAUAGGUCUAAUAUUGCUAGUGAGGCCAUUUUAAAUUAUUUGAAUGGAAAUUUCUCUUUUUCAUAACCCACGUUAUCCUUCUUUCUUAUGCACUUGGGAAGUGCUGAUUCUGUUUUAGGAUUCGCUCAUUUCAGUGAAUAUUUUGCUUAAUGUGAGAAUCAUACAAAACAAUGAUUUGAGUCCAGUUUUGACCUUAAGGCAUCUACAUGCUUAAUCGUUAUUUGUUGAGGCUGCUGGUUUCAGUCACACAGUGUAGGCUCUAGUGAUUAUUGUAUUUUAAUAACUUAAAUUUUUUUUUUCAAUCACAUAUGCUGAUUUAGGACCUUGUUUUUUUAUUUUCUGUAUCAUGUUUUGUUCAAAGUUUUUUCAUCUUUUGGUUCAUAUCAUUAGGGUAUCUUUUAUAAAUACCUACUACUAGAUUAAUGAUUUGUAUUUUAAUCUUGGAAAAGUUGCUUUUGUACUUUUUUAUGUAAAUCAGCUAAUAGGGAAACAAGGUCUUGACUGAACAUGAAGAUGUGUAAUCUCCAAUAGAGAUUUCUCCCCAAGAAAUGGUUUAUUCUUUGCUGUUCCAUUUGUAGUGUAGUGUGAUGAGACUACUCCUGUGUCAUUGGUGGUAGCUAAUGGUGUAUACAACAUCAUCCAUGUCUCAUCUGCAAAAGAUGAAAUCAUGAUGCCUAUCACCAUCUUUCACAGCUCAGCUUUUUGUGUCCAUUCAACCAUGAAGAGUGUGUCAGCGCUCUGACAUUUGGUAAUUUUGAACUUCCUUUGACUGGUGUUGCAUGCAUGAAGUGUAAUAUUAACAAAGUCUAAGUUGGGUUCAUCAUUGCCAUUGAGCGAUUACUCACUUCUUGUGGUGUGUAAGCAACUUACACAGUAAAGAAUGAUUCUAGAAAA